Molecule: messenger RNA, 1683 nt
Organism: Naegleria lovaniensis
Lineage: Eukaryota; Heterolobosea; Eutetramitea; Acrasida; Naegleriidae
Exons: 1
Coding region: 1-1683 (560 amino acids)
Source: RefSeq, a predicted model, not a curated record
AUGGGACUCGCUUGUUGUCUACGAACCAAUGAUCCUUCCGAUGAUGAUUUUCAUACAACAACAACAACAACAACCAAUAUCAAUAAUAUUACUGCAACAACAACAGCAACCAAUAAUAAUAAUAAUACACACCACCAUUUAGCAUCAACAACAACAACACCAUCACUCCGACACCACCACCAUGAAAAUCAUCCUUCCAGCUCUCCAUCCUCUCCUCAAAGAAAAAAGAAUCCACCUCCCUCCAUUCCAUCUCCGUAUCAAGUUCAAGAAUUUCAGAAUUUUUUGGAAUUGAGUCAAUGCUGUCGAAAGAAAUUGAACAUUGAAAUGGUGAAUUACAUUUUGGAUUUUUGUGAUUUUUUGGGUGAAGCAGAAGUGUUUGAGAGAGCUUUGCAACGAUUCAUGUUUGCACAUUAUGAAAAUUCAUUGAAAUUUCAAGAUGGAGAAGAGUAUUCUUUGACGACGACGAAUGCAGCGAUGGAUGUGAAUAACAAUUCUUCUUCAAUGAAAAUAUUCUUGUCAAGUUUUGAAUCGACGAAUUCUACGAGUACGGUGGUGGCCAAUCAGACGACUCAUUUACUUGCAAAUUCUCAACUUCAGAAUAACACCACCACGAAUCAUCCAACAAUGGGAACUUUUAACACAAAUCAAACUCCAAGAACAUCAUCGCCAAGAAUGAUGAAAAUGACACCCAAUGAUCAUUCUCCAUUUCGUUCCACUUCAAUAUUUGAUCUUAAAGUGGUUCAAUUCGAAUGUAACAUUUUUAGAAAAUUUUGGAAUGAUGCUGUCAGCAUGUAUAUCACACCAAAUUCUGAUAAGAAUCAACAAGAUCCAGGUGAAGAUGAAGAAUUGUUUAAUCCAUUUGUAGAUACUGAACCAUUUAAUGAAAAAUUAUGUAACAAACUCAUUCGUAUUGCAUUUGGAAAGAAAGGAAAUACGAUCAUUAGCUUGAUUCGUCAUUAUGACUUUUCAGAAAUAGAUAAGAGAAGUUGGAAGAGCUUUCCAAUAUUUGGAAAAGGAUUAUUGUCAUUCAAAGCACCAUCAUUUAUCGAUUUAACUUAUUUUGAUGAAUAUUUUGUAGCCUUGAGCCAUGUGAACACCAUGUUAGAGAAGAAUUCCAAAUUGAGACUUAAAUUAACUCUACCAGUGAAUAUGGAAAACAAUUUGAACGAAUCGGACCAGCAAAUUUUAGCAGCCACGACUGACAUUUCGUUUGUAGAGGAAGUCCAUUCGAAAUUUAUCAGCUCAUUGUUAAGAAAUCUAGCAAAACUUCAUAACAAAGCCCCGAAUUGGGUUCUUCCAAGUCUGACAUUGAGUCAACAGGAGAAAUUUGCUGUAAAUGACGACUAUUUGGGAUUAAUAUCUACAUUUCCAAUUCACAGGCUAAAAAUUACACUCAAUUUCUAUCAUCCCUCUCUACCCACGAAAUAUCUUGAAGCUCUUCUUGGGAAUACUUCCAUUAGAUAUUUAGAAAUAGAGAAUAUUAAGCUCACGGGACAGCUUGUGGAAAAUAUUAAGGACAAGAUCACUUUUGAGAAGAUUUGGGUAAGCCCUGAAUCUCGCUUUAUUGCACUCUUCUCACGUACCAGUCAUUUACGAUGCUUAGUGAUUAAUGGUGGAAUUUCAUUUCAUGAACCAUGUUUAGAAAGUCUUCAAAAGGCGUUUCCAGCCUACAUGUUUGAAUGA